AUGUCUGAUAUAGAGGAAGAGGAAUUAAUACAUCGUCAUAGUCAUGAUAAUAUAGAGAGUAACAUUACGGAGCCAGAAAAUACCAAUUUUCCCAAAAAGAUUGAGUUUGAAGGUGAAGUACUAAGUAUAGACACAAACAAUUGGAGACAUUCAAAAUUAUUAAAAUUACAAAUCAUUGCGUCUUUUUUAGUAUUCAUACUAUUUGGAUUGGGUGAACAAACAGUUGGAACCAUUAUUCCUGAAUUACAAGCAUAUUACAAAAUAAAUGAUUUAUAUGUUAGCUUGUUAUUUUUUACAUCAGUCAUGGGAUAUUUAACUAUGGCUAUUUUGAAUAAUAUAAGUCAUGACUUUUUAGGUAUAAGAGGAGUAUCGGUAAUGGGAGCAACCGCAAUGACUUUGGCAUAUAUUAUAUUAUCCAACAAGCCUCCAUUUUUUAUAUUUUUACUUUGUUAUCUAAUGCAUGGGAUUGGAUUAGGUGCUUUAGAUGCUUCUAUGAAUGCUUGGAUGGGGAACUUAGUUGAUUCUAAUCAAUUACUUGGGAUUUUACAUGGAUGUUUUGGAAUUGGAAGUUUAAUUACUCCAAGUUUAAUUACUUUUUUGUUGGAGAAAGAAAUAAAUCCAUGGAAAUGGAAUCAGUAUUAUAUCUUGUUAGCUGUUUGUGGUUCAUCAAUCUUGAUUUUUGUUGGUUAUACAUUUAGAUUUGAAACCCCUAAAAAAUAUAAAUAUUUACUACAAUCUAGACAUAAAUCAGCAAAGGUCAAUGAUGAAGUUGAAUUAGAUGAUUUGAAUAAAGAUGAUUUUGAGAUUAGUGAAGAAAAUGAAGAAGAAGAAGAAGAAGGUGAUGGCGCACACUCGGCUAGUUUCAGUCAAGCAAUAAAGCAGCCUUUAAUUUGGGCAUUUGCAUCCAUUUUAUUCAUAUAUGUUGGUGGUGAAGCGUCAUUUGGAAUUUGGCUAGUUACUUACUUGUUGAGAAUAAAAGAAAUGUCUUAUAAAGCUUCAUCAUAUAUGGCUACUACAUUUUGGUUGGGAUUAACUGUAGGUAGAAUUGUGUUGGGCUUUGUCACAGCUCAUUUUUUCAAAACUGAACUAACUGCAAAUUUAGUUUAUAUUGUUAUAUCAUUACUUGGAUAUAUUUUAUUUUGGGUUUUUUCUUUCACUCAAUUAUAUGUGGUUUUAUUUACAAUUGUUUUCAUUACUGGAGUGGUUGUUGGUCCAAUUUUCCCUACAACUAUAGUAUCACUGGUCAACAUUUUACCAGCCAAAUAUCAAACUGUUGGAAUUGGAUUUAUAUGUGCAUUUGGGGGAGCUGGAGCUGCUGGUAUACCUUUCAUAAUUGGUUUAUUAGCAGAAAGUAGUGAUUAUGGUUUAAAAGCUUACCCUAUUAUUAUCAUAAUUAUGUUUGCUAUACUUUUAUUUUUAUGGAUGUUCAUAAUAACUAAAUUUGCAAAAGUAUAUAGACGGAAUCUUAUAUAA
Molecule: messenger RNA, 1473 nt
Organism: Lodderomyces jiufengensis
Lineage: Eukaryota; Fungi; Ascomycota; Pichiomycetes; Serinales; Debaryomycetaceae
Exons: 1
Coding region: 1-1473 (490 amino acids)
Biological process (GO): transmembrane transport
Cellular component (GO): membrane
Molecular function (GO): transmembrane transporter activity
Source: RefSeq, a predicted model, not a curated record